Molecule: messenger RNA, 2489 nt
Organism: Physcomitrium patens
Lineage: Eukaryota; Viridiplantae; Streptophyta; Bryopsida; Funariales; Funariaceae
Source: RefSeq, a predicted model, not a curated record
UUCGUUUUUCCCGAUUAAGGCCGAUCUUUCUACAGAAUCUUAAUCGGUAAUCUGUCGAUUCCCGUCAGCAAGUUUAUGACGAGCUGCUGGUUAUACCCGACCAGAUGUGCAAGUCAUGCCAAAUUUAGCAGAUACUGUGGAACCGUAGAGCCAGUUCCUCGGUUAGAGACUUACUAGGGUUCGCUUUUUCGGAGGUUCGGCAAAAGCUUACCUCUGUCAUUGAGGGUUCCCCUGCUCUGCGAUGACAGCGAUGGAGCCAACACGACUCAUCUCUACUUGCUAACAGUUCGUCUCUCUUCAUUUGACACGCUUGAUCUGCUCUUCCUCUCUUCAAUCUCAGGUUAGCCCGUUUUGGUAAUUAAUUCGCCAUCACGAUGACAACGCCGCUGCACCUCACGUGCUACUACGAUCUCAAUUGGAACCUCAGGUCUGAAAGGCCCUUGCGGAAUGGCACUUCUUCGGAAAUUUUGCCUGAUUCCGUUGCUGGUCACAAAAUCUUUGGAGGAUUUUGUUAUAUAAUUCUAGGAGAAUUCAACCAAUUUUAGGGCUACUAUUAUCGUCAGUUUUGGGACUUUGUGGCUGUUGUGUGUUGAAUCCGUUUGCUCGCGUGUGGCUAUCCAAUAUGGCAGUGUCUUGGAUACUUUCUUAUGAUCGGGUUCCUUCGAACAUCAGGGCAUGGGCCAAGAAGCAUCGGCGAUCGUUGCUCGUUGCAGCUGGAUUGGUGGGAGGAGGGGCGGCAGUUUAUUAUGGUUUCCGGUACCUAGGGUUGGCUUCGCAAGCACGGAAAGAAAGAGAUGUUGCACGAGCUGCAUUGUUGCAGAGGGAAGCUGAAGAACGUGCCGAAGCUCAGCUGCAGAGCCAUUUUGAGAGCAUUCAAAGAAUAUCAGACACAACAACAUUACCGUCAAUGUUACCGCAGUUAAAAGACAGGCUUUUCUCCAAGGUCGAUCUAUCGGGACUAACUGAGAAGCUGAUUCUAGGCAAAGAGGACCCGCAAUCAUUGAGUCAGAGGGAAAAGAUGCAGCUAUGGCAAGAAUUGAAGACCCUAAGUUUCGUUCGCACAGUCUGUGCAAUGUCAGCACUCAGUCUGCUGGAUCUCUUCAUCCGCAUUCAACUAAACAUCCUGGGGAGGCAUGUAUAUUUCGACACCGCCAGAGAUUUUAUGAAUCCUGAGGAUUCGCACGUGCCCUUGUCUAUGAGCGUCCAACAUAAGUUUAUAGCUUACGCUGGAUAUUUGCAUCACAAGGGUCUAGAUGCUCUUGUUGGAGAUGUUAAUCAGGCUGCAGAAAUUGUACUGAGGAGCAAGCCACUGAAGGAGCCUUACACACUUGACGACCUUAGGGAUGUUUUUAUGAGAAUUCGAGCAACCUUGGAUAGCAAGAGAUCAGCCUGGGUUCAAUAUGUUCUCCCACCAGAUAAUGUCUUGCCAGAUGAUUUGUCAGUCGCCUCUUCAGCUGAUGCAUCAAAUCCAGUUGCAGAAAUGGCGCUCAAUGACAAUGAGGUGCUUGACCAGCUCAUGAAUGAAACCAGGGCAGUUUUGGUAAGCAAUGAAUUCCACGAAGUGAUGGCUGUCUGUGUGGAUUCUAUGUUGGAUGGAGUCAUGGAAGAGCUUUAUGCUAUAUACAGAGGAUCUUCAGAUAAUGGUAUCCCUCUGGCGAAGCUGCUUCCUCCUGUAGCAGGAGCUGGAUCUGCCCUUUUGGAGUCUCUUGAUGAUAACCGCUUCAUAAGAAUAUUGGCGGACUUGCCGCAAGUGCAUGCUUUUUGUGCCCUGGUGUAUACUAACUCAAGCGAGGAGACGCUUGCGUAAGGAAUGAAUGGGAUUGGUGACAUUUAUGAUUGGAGCAUUUACGUAUGGAAAGCUCUUGACAUGAGCUACUACAGAUUGGAGAAUGUUGCAAUGGGUUUAUCAUCUUUCUUGAGAGUCUCUCUGCCUACAGCGCACUCACUGGGCUUGUUUUCUUCGGCAAAUGUUUUAAGUGUUGAGUUAUGGGGCUGAAGAUGUGAUCAGGAACAUUAUGCACUUUCCCAGAGGCAGAGUCCCUGGAGUAUUUAAGUGGGGGGCAGGGGAGGGGCGGCUUUGAAAUGUUUGAAAUGAGAUGUAGAGCAGCUUGGAAAUAAAAGUUAAAUUUAAAUUCUUUGCAAUUUCAUGAGCAUCUUGCUACGUAGGCUAUGAUAUUAAGCAGUUGCCAGAGUAGGGCCUGAUCAGUGUUCCACUCCUCACAUUAUCUACAGCUGGUGUGAAGAGCAUUUACUAGUUGCUGUCCUCUUUUUAGUUGUUCUGGAGGGGUUUGCGUUUUCUGUUUAAAAUGGAAGUUGCCCUUCGGUAAUGCAAAUAGAAUUCAAGUAGCAUAGAAAACGCAUUUGUAUGGAUAUGAGAUUCAUGUGCACGAAUGGAAAUAGUAACUUCUAUUCAGAAAGUGAUUAAUUUUUAGUCACUGCACCUCAUUCAUGUGCAUGAAUUGAAGUAGCAACUCCUAUUUACGUGAAAA